This is a messenger RNA of Chelonoidis abingdonii (Abingdon island giant tortoise), 2231 nucleotides long. RefSeq names its product killer cell lectin like receptor G1 (gene KLRG1). Lineage: Eukaryota; Metazoa; Chordata; Testudines; Testudinidae. The record is from RefSeq and is a predicted model, not a curated record.
GUGGAGCUCAGGGUCCUGGCAGCUGGCUGCCGUCCAGCCCACUCCACAGCAGGGCUUGGGGUCUGGGCAGCCAGCUGCUGCCUGGCUCCCCACACAGCAUAUGUGGCCCAUAAUGAUAAAUAGGUUGAGAACCACUGGUCUAGAUACUCACAUCCCAGCUGUAUCUACUUCUUGCUGGUUCUUCCUGAAUUAUGUCUUUAAGAUCCACCAUAUAGAUAAACUUCACCUUAUCUCAUGUCUCAACUGUAAGUUCCUCCUCUCUGGUCUUGAGAAACCACUUUUUGUUCCACUUAUGUUCAUUCAAAGCACUGCUGUAAAAAUCAUUUACUUGUUUUGUCACUUUGACCAUUUCCUCCUCUGCAUCCCUCCAGUCUCUUCCCCAUCUCCACUGCAUCAAACACUAUUUUUCUUCCCUUUAAAAGGCCUUCAUGGCCUAGCUUCACUCUUAUCUGUCAUCUCAUAUACACUUUUGAGAUGUGACUAUUGCCUGUGUUUUGCCAGUGAUUCCAGCUUUCAUUGCCCAUUUGCUGAAAUUGUCAGUUUUCCAAGAAUACCUUUGCACUUUCUUCCAUGCUGCCUGUAUCAGCGUAUUGGCUUUUGCCUCCAUUUAAGCUACCCCUUCCUUGAAUUAACUUCUUUCACACAGCUGGAGGUGGAGGCUGCCAGAUUGCAUUUUUUUUUUAAAUGCAGCCUCAGGUUUCCUGUUUUGCCUUAUUUUGAGCUCUUUCGCUCAACAGCCUGAUUCAAACUCCUUGCCAUACACCUCAUCUUGGCAUGGAUGUAAGCAAGGCAGAAACCUCUGUGGCUGAAAUGAGUGAAGAAAUAAUCUAUACUUCUGUACGAUUUUCACAGACACCGCCAGUUUGUGCCAACGAUGUUGUAACAAAUAGAGCUCCCCAGCACGGGUCAUCUGGCCUAUACAGCUUGGCUGUCGGUGUUGGGACACUGAUUGCCCUCAUGGUGAUUGCAGUGGUAGUUUGGAGGAUUGAUAGCUCCUGUCCUGGAUGCCCUGACCAGUGGUUUGGUUACAGGAGCAGCUGUUACUUCUUUUCCAAGAUGAAAAAGGAUUGGAAUUCCAGCCAGGCAUCCUGUUCUGCAGAAGGAUCACAUCUCUUGGUGAUCAAUGAUGCCAAGAAAAUGCACCUGUUCUUGGGAAUGCACAUAGAUUACCACUGGAUUGGUCUGAGGAACAGCACAGGCAGUGGCUGGACCUGGGAAGACGGCUCAAAACUCAACAAUACAAAGGUCAUCUCUAACAGCCCCGUGCAGCACUGUGGCGUCCUGGUGAAGGGUGCUCUCCAGGCCUCCAGCUGUGCAGUUGAUUUCCCAUGGAUCUGUGAGAAAUCCCCCAAGUAACCUUCUCCUGCACUUUCCCACAGAAUAGUCUUCACUCACACCCGGCCAAUGGAUCUGGACCCCAGCAGUGCAUCCAGACGUGCCUAAUCCUUGUUCCCAGUGGGGCCAGGCUGCUGAUGCUCCUAGUAGGAGGUUUGUGUCACCAUUGCCCUCUGUUGAAAUUGCACAGCCAUGUAGGAGACUGAAGUCUGAUUCAUGGACUUUCAGCUCCCUGAAGCUGGAGCUCUGAGGGUGAGUUCUGUGCAGAAAACCUAGAUCCAUUUGCAGUCCUCAUCUUUCAGGGCUGGGAGCAUAGCAGAGACCUGCUGACAUUAUCUUUGUUGCCAUGGAAAAGACCCGAAUAUGAUUCCCAGUCUUAGUCUUUCUCACUCUGCCCGAGUGCCUAGGUUAUUAGUGUGACAGCAGCUGGGCCCAGUGACCCCAUAGGGUUACACUUCUGUGUUGAGCGACAGUCCUGUGGCACCUUAUAGACUAACAGAAGUAUUGGACAUGAACUUUUGUGGGUGAAUACCCACUUUGCCAGCAUGAGGUUGAUGGAUUUCCACUCCAUACGGCUAAAUGCAGUGCCUUGCAUAGUGUAAAGUACUUCUGUGUUGCUGAGCAGAUGAUAGACUUUAUUUUCAGUCCACGUUUCUCAUUUAUCUGCCUCUACUGAAUUUUUCUCUACUUGCUGUGCAGUAAACUGGCUUCCAUUCUGCUCCCAAAAUCUGUUUCUCAUUUGUGCCCCAAGACCAGGAGUGCUUUGAAGGGAACAGAGGAAGGUGAAAUGAGAAUGGGUGACCUUUGUCAGCCCAGAAGUGAAAGUAAACUUCUAACUCCAAUAGCUGAGGUGACACGUGGGGCGGGGGUGGGUGGGUGGUGGAAAUGGGUAAAUG